GUCAGUCAGUAUCGCAUUAGUUUCGAUGUGCUAGGCGAGCGCACAAACGUGCGCCGCCACAUAGUGAGAAGAAUAGGUGCAGAAGUGUAUUUAAAGAAGAUGCCGUCUUUUUUCACAUAGUGGGAUUAGAAUCCAACCGAUAGUAGAAAGUACUCGAAGGAGAACCGCGUGCGGGCCCACCAAAUAGGUCGGGCCCGCCACUGCUGAAAGUACUACAAAGCAAUACAUAAGCGAGGUUAAGCAAAAAUGGAGCAGUUUGAAUCGCUGCUGACUUGCUGCGUGUGUUUGGACCGGUACAGGAAUCCUAAGUUGCUGCCAUGCCAGCACAGCUUCUGUAUGGAGCCCUGCAUGGACGGCCUAGUCGACUACGUUAGACGACAGGUCAAAUGUCCAGAAUGCCGUGCAGAGCAUCGAAUUCCCUAUCAGGGAGUUCAAGGGUUCCCCACAAAUGUAACGCUCCAAAGAUUUUUGGAGCUCCACGCUCAAAUUGCUGGGGAACUUCCAGACCCUACUGCUGGGCAAAUUAUGGAAAGGUGCAAUGUUUGCUCAGAAAAAGCGUACUGCGCUUUAUGUGCACAUUGUGACAAAAAAGUUUGUGAUGACUGCAAAUCUGCUCACAUGGAGGUAUUACGUCGCGAAAUUGUAAGGAUAAAUAAUCAAGUCCGUCGUGGCAUGAACAGGCUACAAGAUAUUUUGGGUGUUGUCGAACGCAACACGACGAAUCUCCAAACAAACUGCGCAGCAGUUGCGGGUGAAGUCGACGAAAUUCACAAAAGGCUCGCCAAAGCUCUGAAAGAUAGAACCGACUUCUUGCGCACUGAAGUAGAUCGGUAUCUAGCAACUGAGCUUAGAAAUCUAACUCAUCUCAAAGAUAAUUUAGAAUUAGAAUUAAGUAACAUACAAAGUAAUUGUGAUCUCGCCGAAAAGCAUAUGAACGAUGACACUGAAUGGGAAGACACAGAACUUAUGGACACGAAGGAAAUUUUCCUAAAAACUGUGGAAUUCUUAAGGAACUUCGAUUACGAAGCUGGCGAUUACAAUCGUAGAGUGCGAUUCAUUAUGACGCACGACCCCAACCAACUUGUAAUGCAUGUCGCUAGCUAUGGAGAAUUGAAUAUAACUCAACCCAACGCUUAUUCUGGGGGUCUACAGCCAAGUCAAGGUCUAACUAGAUCGAAGAGUGACCAUCGCUUGGCGACGCAAUUUAGACAGCAAGAAGAAUCCAAGAAUUACUACGAAAACGAUGAACCGAUUCUUGGCGGACGUAAGUUCGGAGAACGUAGACCGCCACCGCCCGAAAGACAUACCCGAGAUUAUAAUGUCACGGAUGACUAUAGCGGAUAUGAGUCUGAGCACCGACCCCGUAGGUUCCGCUCACGUUUUGUUAGAAGUCACCAACAAGACAACGAUUCUGAUACAGAACAAAGUAUUCGUUCAGCUAAAACAGAAAAACAAGAGAAGGAAAAAGAGAAAGUUGUAGAUACAGAAGAUGCUACCAGAGGACCUCUAAGCGGCAUUUUCAGGCUAAGCGAUUGUCCACGAGUAAUGCAACGAAUUAUGGAUGCAGAAAGUGGAAAGAAGAAAGAGAAGAAAGAACCUCCGCCACCACCUAAGCCCGUAGUUCAACCGACACCGCAACCUCGCCGUCCUCCACCUGCUCAAAGGCAACAAAGUGAGGAUGAUGAAAUAACACGCCUUAAAAGACAAAACAAAGGCGCAGCUUCAUCACAAGAACCAGAUCGUCCAGCCCCGAGACCUGUUGAAGAAGAAAGAACUUCGAUAGCACGCAAACCACCUACACCAGCUCGGGAGGCGUCAAGCGAUGGUGAAUCUGAUGAAUCAGUCGGAUCUUUACAACGUACUCAACAACGUAAAGCUCCACCUCCAGUACAAAAACCCGCAGCGACCGGUAGAAGACCAUCCGCGGAUGCUCCUACACCACAUAGACCGGCUGCAAGAGCACCUAGCACAGAAUCAAGCGCAUCUACAGAAAGUUCUGGCUCGGCGGUUAAGCAUACAGGUGCAAUAUUAACCAUCGCAGAAUUAAAAGCAAAAUAUUGCAGUGGUGGGCCAAAACCAAAUCCUCGAUUAUGUUCCACAGGAAACGAGAGAACUGCACCGGUUACAACCAACGGUACAGCUGGAGGUGCGCAACGGGUACAGAGCCGCUUUGUUGGCUCGCAGAGACCUACGCCCGCUCCGGCUCCCGCCGAGCCGGCGCACGAUGAAGAUUCAGAUACGAGUUCCGAAGAGGAAACAGAUUCGUCAGAGGAGAGUGAAGAGGAGCCUGCACCUCAAAGAAAGCCCGAGAGCCAGGCGAUGGCUCGUAGUGACAUCGGCCCUUUACUCGCGCGUAGUUCAAAUGCUCGCAGUGAUGCUCAUGAUAACAAAUCCAAAGAUCCUCCACCUUCACAAACUCGGUACCGAUCAAGGCAACCAUCUCAAACUGAAGAGGAGCCCGCACCACGAUACGGUGCCGGUUCUUCUUACAACAAUCGUUAUGGCAGCAAGCCAAGAGAAGAAGAAACGACGUCAUCCAUAGAUGAUGAUUCUAAAUAUCCAACGGCCAGAUCGAGAUAUCUCGCCUUAAAAGAACGGCGAAACCGUCUCGCAAGAAGUAAAAGUAGUCACACCGGAUUCGGUGCGGGAGACGACGAUGAUCAGGACGAGCCUGUGUCUCCAACCACGGCAUCGCCAUCGGCGUAUUUGGCGGCUCGGUACGGCUCCGGGACCGGAGGGUCGGAGUUGUCUCGUAGCAGGUCAUCUCACGCGCUGAAGUCUAGAGAAAGCUCGCCAGAACGACCACCGACUGGCGAGAAAGAUGGAGCAGCACUCAGCUCGUGGGCAAGGUACUUGAAAAACAAGUACGGCUCGCGCGGUAAAGAACGAGACACGAGUGGCACGUCCUCGAGCGCGUCGCGUCGUCUGUCUCUCGGGCUGCCUUUACGCUCGGCAAACGAGCUUGCCAGUUCUGAUGACGAUUCAAAAAACGCGGCAGGCUCCCCCAUCUCCCCUACGGCGGCUACAGCAGCGGUAGCAGGUUUCGCAGCAGCAGGUUCCUCCCCUAGGAGCCAGUAUCUGCAGAAACGCCGAUUACAGUUCAGCGUGGGGAGUCGGGGGAGCGAACCUGGUUGUUUCACAUGGCCUCGUGGUAUCGCUGUAGGUCCAGAUAAUACUAUGGUCGUGGCCGAUUCGUCAAAUCACAGAGUACAGGUGUUCGACUCUAAUGGAAUAUUCAUCAAGGAGUUCGGUCAGUAUGGAAGCGGCGAAGGCGAGUUUGACUGCUUAGCAGGAGUUGCUGUUAACCGCAUUGGGCAGUACAUCAUAGCUGAUAGAUACAACCAUCGCAUACAGGUUUUUGACCCUCAAGGUCGCUUCCUAAGAGCCUUCGGGAGCCAAGGUACCGGAGACGGCAAGUUCAACUACCCAUGGGGCAUCACCACUGACGCCCUCGGAUUCAUAUACGUGUGUGAUAAGGAAAAUCAUAGAGUGCAGGUGUUCCAAUCCGACGGCACCUUCGUGGGUAAAUUUGGUUCCUUCGGGGCCAAGCUUGGUCAACUAGAACAUCCUCAUUACAUUGCGGUUUCCAGCACCAACCGCGUUCUGGUCUCAGACUCGAACAACCACAGGAUCCAGGUCUUCGAUGUAAACGGUAGAGUUCUGUCUUCGUUCGGCGAAGAAGGGUCCGAAGAUGGCCAGUUUAAGUUCCCGAGAGGAGUAGCAGUGGACGACCAAGGCUACAUCGUAGUGGCUGAUUCCGGUAACAACAGGAUCCAGAUAUUCCAUCCGGAUGGAACCUUCCUCAGGGCGUUUGGCUCUUGGGGCUCCGGAGACGGGGAAUUUAAGGGAUUAGAGGGAAUCGCUGUGAUGACCGGUGGAAAUAUCAUCGUAUGUGAUCGGGAGAAUCAUAGGGUGCAAGUGUUUUAAGUUUCACGAAAACAACAAUAUUUCAUUAUUACGU
Bombyx mandarina (wild silkworm) is the source of this 3961-nucleotide messenger RNA. RefSeq names its product tripartite motif containing protein thin (gene tn). Gene Ontology annotation, biological process: protein polyubiquitination; proteasome-mediated ubiquitin-dependent protein catabolic process. Lineage: Eukaryota; Metazoa; Arthropoda; Insecta; Lepidoptera; Bombycidae. The record is from RefSeq and is a predicted model, not a curated record. Gene Ontology annotation, molecular function: zinc ion binding; protein binding; ubiquitin protein ligase activity.